Molecule: messenger RNA, 7277 nt
Organism: Hypanus sabinus (Atlantic stingray)
Lineage: Eukaryota; Metazoa; Chordata; Chondrichthyes; Myliobatiformes; Dasyatidae
Product: B-cell lymphoma 6 protein-like
Exons: 10
Coding region: 5313-7037 (574 amino acids)
Biological process (GO): regulation of transcription by RNA polymerase II
Cellular component (GO): nucleus
Molecular function (GO): RNA polymerase II cis-regulatory region sequence-specific DNA binding; protein binding; DNA-binding transcription factor activity, RNA polymerase II-specific
Source: RefSeq, a predicted model, not a curated record
AGGAUUGGGUGGAAACUCGAAGGGCUGAGUCAUCAGCCUCUCUGUUUUAUUUUGGGGUUUCUGCUGCUGUCAAUCCUGCUGUCAUGGUAUCACCUGGUUGAAGUGUUACAAACCCAGAGUUUGACACACCAUAUAAAUGGGGGUGGCAUGGUUAACACAACGCUUUACAAUUCCUGCAGCUGUCUGUCAGGAGUUUGUACCUUCUCCCUGUGACCGUGUGAGUUUCUUCUGGGUGCUCCGGUUUCCUCCCACAGUCCGAAGACAUACCGGUUGGUAGGUUAAUUGGUCAUUGUAAAUUGUCCCGGGAUUAGGCUCGGAUUAAAUCGGGUGAUCACUGGGCGGUGUGGCUCAAAGAGCCGGGAGGGCCUAUUCCGAACUGUAUCUCAAUUUAAAAAGAAACAGUCAGGUUUAAUAUCACCGGCCUACGUUGUGAAAUGUGUAAACAGGCCAUUGCAGUGACCAUUAACCACCCACUUUUAUACCAGUCCUCUCCUGAACCCAUCUUAACAGCAUCAUAUAAUGUAAGGGAUCGCGAUCUUGCCAUGGCCACGAUUGUUCUCGGCAAGUUUUUCCACAGAAGUGGUCUGUCGUUGCCUUCUGGGCAGGGUCUUUACCAGACAGGUGACCCCAGCCAUUGACAGCACUCUUCAGAGAUUGUCUGCCUGGCGUCAGUGCUCACGUAACCAGGACUUGUGAUCUGUACUGGCUGCUCGUGCGACCGUCCGCCACCUGCCCCCUUGGAUUUAUGUGACCCUGAUCGGGGGGAGGGGGUAUCUAAGCAGGUGCUACACCUUGCCCAACGGUGACCAUCAGGCUAGCGGAGGGAAGGAGCACCUCACAACUCCUUUGGUAGAGACGAAUCUCCACCCCACCACCCACUUUUAUACCAAUCCUCUCUCCUAAAUCCAUUUUGGCAGAAUCAGGUUUAUUGUCACUGAAACACAGAUGUUUAUUGUUUUUCAGGAGCAGUACAGUAUAUAAAAAUGCUACUAUAAAUUACAGUCAGAAAUACCAAACAAAAUAAUAGUGAGGUGGUGUUGAGAAAUGUGAUGGGUGGAGGGGAAGAACCACUGAGUGUGCGUCUUCAGGCUCCUGUAUCUCCUCCCUGAUGGGAGCAAUGAGUUUCCAUGGAUGCUGCCCGACCUCCAGCGUGUAGCAAUGAGAAGGUGGCUUGUCCUGGAUGCUGAGGGGAGUCCGUGAUGGAUGUCGCCUUCUUUUGAAGUGGAGGAUAGCGCUCACAAUGGAGCUGGCUGACUUUACAACUCUGCAGCCUUUUCCAAUCCUGUGUGUGGGCCCCUCCGUAGUGGCUGGUGACGUACAGUUAGAAUGCUCUGCACUGUACACUGGAGAACUUUGCCACUGUCUUUGGUGACAGACCCAUUCUCCUCUAACUCCUGAUGAAGUACAGCCACUAAUUCCGCUGCAUUUGUCCAUCAGAGGGUCAAUAGUGUCAUGCUUGGUGUAAUACUCGGACCGAUUCCCACUGCUGUCUGUGAGAAGUUUGUACCUUCUCCUGUGCUGCCUCCAUGUGCUCUGGUCUCGUCCCAGAUUCUGAAUACAUGCGUGUGAUAUUGUUAGUAAGUCGUGGGAAUGUAACGUUUCAGCUGGAAGCAAGGUGGCUUGAGGGUUCUCAGCAUAUCCACGGACCGUGUCUCCCCAUAACCUUUUACUAUCAACUUUCGCUUUAAAUAUAGCCUCGGCAAUGAUUUCGGCAGAUUCACCCCUCCCUGUCUAAAGAACAUCACUGUUCUAGAGCGAUGCCCCUCUAUUCUGAGGAUGUGCCCUCUGUCUAGGCUUUUUAAUAUUCCAGAGUAGCGCGCACAAGUUACUGGAGGAACUCAGCUGGUCAGGCAGCAUCUGUGGAGGGGAAUGAAGAGUCGAUGUUUCAGGCUCGGCUCCCUCAUUGGGGGCUUUUAAACUGAGGUCAAUUAUCUAGAACAGAUGGAGUGAGAAACACUCAGGAAAUCAGAGCAUAGGUGGGGAAAGAAAUGGGGUGAAUGUUUCGGGCCUGCGACCCUUCAUGUGACACUGUGCCCCAGCAGAGGAUCUGUAGUCGUCCCUUCCCCGACACUUGGGAACGGAGUGAGAGUGUCUUUGCCGGAGGAUCUGUUGUAUUACUUGGGAAAUGUGAAAUACUGGUUAGGCCAGUACAAGCUAAUGUGCCAUGAGAGUACUUUUAUGAUGGCAAUCAGCUACUGUAACCCACUCCAUUCCCACACCUUCCCUACUCACGAGGCACAGUUAACGCAGCGAUCCCACUGUCUUUCAGAUGCAGGUGGAAACUGGUGCACCCAGGGGGGCAAUGAUGAGCGUGCAGGCUCCACACGAACAGCGCCCGGAGACGGGCGUUAAACCCAGGUCUCUACCCUCUGCACCUCCCUUCCCUGCAACGAGAAAGGAAAUAAAAUUAGUGAGGCAGUAUUCAAGGGUUCAUUGUCCAGUCAGAAAUCAGAUGGCAGAGGGGAAGAACACUGAGUGUGUUCCUUCAGGCUUCUGUACCUCCUCCCUGAUGGUAGCAAUGAGAAGAGGGUGUGCCCUUGGCGGUGGAGUCCUUAAUGAUGGAUGCACCUUUCGGAGGCAUCGCUCCUUGAAGAUGUCCUGGAUACUAUGGAGGCUAGCACCCAUGAUGGGGCUGACUGAGUUUACAACUCUCUGCAGCUUAUUUCGAUCCUGUGCUGUGUCCUCACCCCUGCCCCAUACCAGACGGUGGUGCAGCCAGUUAGAGUGCUCUCCACGGUACAUCUGUAGAAAUUUGCCAGCGUUUAGGUGACAAACUAAUCUCCUCCAACUCCUACUGAAAUAUAGACGCUAUUGUUCCUUCUUUGUAGUUGCAUCGAAGUGCUGGGUCCAGGUUAGGCCUUUAGAGAAUUGGCACCCAGGAGCUUGAGAUUGUUCCCUCUCUCUGCCUCAGGUCUAAUGAGGACUGGUGUGUGUUCCCCUAUUAAACCUGAUUCUAAUGCCUUUCACAAGCUCGUGGUCAUGCAGUAGUGCCCUGUUCUGAGACUGUAGUAGUUUAUUACCUGGGAUAUUGCUGGCAAGCUCCAGAUCAGGGGCAGCAAGGGCUGGGCAGUAAAAUCCUGGAAAGUGCUGAGAAGUCACACAAAAACUUUUUCUUGUUGUGCCCUUGAAUUUCCGCAGUUGUCAGGAGCAGAGUGUUUCUGCAGGUGACACUGUUUGUGAUCUGUCCAUGACGUAAUGAUUGCUGCUCACCCCUUGUCCCUGAAGGAAACUGGCUUCCAGGGAAGAGUGUAGCCUCUCUUCCCAGCUGGGCCGGAAGGUCUGCACAGGAUGGGAGCUGCCCGUGGGAGGGGAGGCCGUGUGCGGCGUGCCUCACUGCUGCGGUGGGGGUCCCGGGCAGCUGCGCUGAAUGGAGGGGAGGUGACGUCACAGCAUCCUGUGCUGGCCCACAAUAGCAGGAAGGGUCUGAAACACCGGUCGGUACAGGGGGAAAAAACAAAGCAUGCGGCCUUCCGGGGAAUGGAGAGCAGCUGCCAACCCCCACCCCCUCGGCUGAGCAGACCGGGGCUGGGGUUUGUUUUAUUACUGCCACACUUAUGGAGAUUGAGUGAAAAGCCUGUCCUGCACACCGAUCAAACACUGCGCUGAGAUAGAACGAAAACAGCAUGCAGAGUAAAGUGUAAAAAAAUGUGAUACAUGCAUCGAUAAAAUUUGUGCAGGAGUUGAGAUGGUAUGUUGAAGGUGGAAAAGAUAUUGGUGGGCCUGAAUUUGGUCACCUACCUACAGGAAGGGUAUUAAGCUUGAAAGAGUGCAGAGAAAAUUGACAAGGAUGUUGCCCGGGACUUGAGAGGUUGAGCUUCAGGGAUAGGAUAUGUUGACUAGGUUAGGACUUUGUUCCCUGGAGCGUAGGAUAAUGAGGCUAACCACCCCCCCCACCCCCCACCCCACUGCAGGUCAUGGGUGAAACAUGAAAUAUUUAAGGGGAACCUUUUCACUCGGGAUGGUGAGCUGCUUCAGUUGUAACAUUUAUUGUAAUUGGUUUAUUAGUGUCACACGUACUGAGAUGCAGUGAAAAGCUCGUCUGGCAUAUUGUUUGUUUAUUUAGAGCCCGGUAACCAGCCCAACGAGCCCCCACCGCUCAGUUACACCUGUGUGACCAAUUAACCCUCUAACCUUGGUCUUUGGACUGUGGGAGGAAACCAGAGCACCCGGAGGAAACUCACGCGGUCACAGGGUGAACAUACAAACUCCUAACAGACGGUGGCGAGGAUUGAACCGGGGCCGCUAGCCACUACGCUAGCGUACCGCCCUGGGCUCCAUUCCUGAGGCUGUGGCCUGCCCGGGCUCCGUUCCUGAGGCUGUGGCCUGCCCGUGCUCCGUUCCUGAGGCUGUGGCCUGCCCGUGCUCCGUUCCUGAGGCUGUGGCCUGCCCGUGCUUCGUUCCUGAGGCUGUGGCCUGCCCGUGCUCCGUUCCUGAGGCUGUGGCCUGCCCGUGCUCCAUUCCUGAGGCUGUGGCCUACCCGGGCUCCGUUCCUGAGGCUGUGGCCUGCCCGGGCUCCGUUCCUGAGGCUGUGGCCUGCCCGGGCUCCGUUUCUGACGUGCUAAGCUGUGUCCACGACUCUCUGCAACUUCUCGUGGUCCCUGUCAGUGCAGUUGCCAAACCAAACCCAGGUGUAUCGAUAAAAGAUGGGUACACAUCGGUGCGAAAUUCCUUUAGCGUGCUAUUUGAAUGUGUGCGCCCCAGCCUCAAGCUGACCCCACUGCAGAGAUCGUGCACGUCCGUGACACUGAAAUGUUUUUCGAGGGGUACUGGGGGUGGUGGGGGGAGAUGCAGAGAGUGACCGAGGAGACACGGCUGUGGCUGAAGAACUUCUUUCUUUGCCGGAAACUUUUUAUGGACUUUCCAGAUUUAGGUUUUUUAAAAAAAAGAUCUCCCAAGUUUGAUUCUGUUUUGAUUGCAGCCACACUUGGUGAGCGAAUUUCUUUUCCUGAAAGCUAAAAAUAUUUCCCACUGAACACUGUUCCUUAUCGGCACCUGUGUCAGGGGAGGAAGCAGGAUAUGACUGCAUUGGUUUUCCGAGCUCCUUUAAGGAUCACUUCCUGGCUGGAUCCCGGGAUUCACCAGUGCGGUUUAGCUGGAAGCUGGGACCCUCGGUCAAUGCUGUGCCCCGGGUUUGUCCGCUGUCGCUGUAUGGAAACCCUCGGAUCUUCAAUCUGGCCAGGGAGCUCGCCUUUGCCUCUCAGCAGCCGAGAGUGGGGCUCUGGACCGAGGGGGUGCCGCUGGGACCCGCUGAUGUCACCGUGAAUCCCUGAGGGGCAACUGGAACCGACGGUGUGAACAGCCUUGUGCAGGUAAUGAUGGGAUCGGUGGCAGACGGCUACGUCAAGGAGUUUACACGACAUUCCACGGACAUGAUGCUGAACCUGAACGAGAUGCGGAAGCGGGAGAUCCUGACCGACGUCAAGGUCCUGGUGGAGGGCCAUGAGUUCAGGGCGCACAAGGCGGUGCUCGUGGCCUGCAGCGGCUUCUUCUAUUCCAUCUUUUCGGAGCAGACAAAGAGGCACGUCAACCUGCUGACCCUGCCCCGCGGGGUGACAGCGGGGGGCUUCCGCCUGCUGCUGGACUUCAUGUACACGUCCUGCCUGCCGCUGGACAUGGCCUCGGUGGCCGAGGUCCUCACUGCUGCCAGCUACCUGCAGAUGGAGCACGUGGUCGAGACCUGCCGGAGCUUUGCCCACUUCAGGGCCCCAUUCACUCACACAUUUCUCAAGUCGCUGGAGACUCCGCACGCGAGUCAGCCGCUUCCCUUCCUGCCGCCGGGCUCCCUGUUCCCAGGCCGGCCCCUGGCCCCUCCGCUGGGAGGCUGCGGCCUGCUGCCGGACUCUGCCUUCCACUUCCCUGCUGGCUGCCAGGCUCCACACAAGGCGGCGGUGGACGGUGGCAGACGGAGCGCCUGGGUCAGCGCCUUCCAGGGGCCGGGUGCUGGGCUGGGGGCCCGGGGCACCGCCCACAGGACGGACGCCAGGAAGGCCGCGGCCUCGGGCGGGGAGAGCGGCAAGCCGUCUCCCCCGGUCCCCGACAGCCCGCAGCGCUCUGACUGCCGGCCCAACUCUCCCACCGAGUCCAAGAGCGCUGGGCUGGAGCGCAGCCCGCCCCCGGCUGACCAGGCCCCCACCCCGGGGCCUCCGCCCGACCCCAAGGCCUGCAACUGGAAGAAGUACAAGUUCAUCGUGCUCAACUCGCUGAACCAGGUGGGCAGGUCCCAGCCCCAGGUUCGGCCUCAACCCCGCGGUGACCGGAGCCCCAGCAGCCCAGAGGCAGAAGCCGAGGAAGAGCCGGCCCAGGGCGAAGAUGUCAGCCGGUCUUCAUCGGACUCCCGGGAAUCCCAGAGCCUGUCCGUCUGCUCGGUGUGUGAGCGUGCCUCGGAGUUCUGUCACCGGAUAAUGGACGCGCAGCCCGGGGAGGAGGUCCCGGAAUGCCACUCGGAAUUCUCUGACAGCGGAUCAGGUGAGGAGAACGGCCUCUUCUCCUGCCGGACCUGCCACCUGAAGCUGCCGGACGAGGAGUCACUGCAGCAGCACUUCCUGCACGUCCACAGCGACGACAAGCCCUACAAGUGCGACAUGUGCCACCACGCCUUCCGGUACAAGGGCAACCUGGCCAGUCACAAGACCAUCCACACAGGAGAGAAGCCCUAUCGCUGUAACGUCUGCGGAGCCCAGUUCAACCGGCCGGCCAACCUGAAGACCCACACCCGCAUCCACUCUGGGGAGAAGCCGUACAAGUGUGAGACGUGUGGGGCCAGGUUUGUGCAGGUUGCUCACCUUCGAGCUCACGUCCUGAUCCAUACCGGUGAGAAGCCGUAUCCCUGUGAAACGUGCGGGACACGUUUCCGACAUCUUCAGACACUGAAGAGCCACAUCAGGAUCCACACUGGAGAAAAGCCAUAUCAUUGUGAAAAAUGCGACCUGCACUUCCGACACAAGAGCCAACUGCGCCUGCACCUGCGGCAGAAACACGGAGCUGUCACCAACACCAAAGUCCGUUACAAGGUGAUCCCCGAGCUCCAGGCCUGCUAGGGGAGGAGCUCCUCGAGUCACGCUGGCUGUCCCCUUCGCAGCUACGACCUGCGGAGGCAGCCUUACCUUCCCUCCAGCACGACCACCUCUGACCGCGAGCAAGAGCCAGGGGUUCCGGGACGUGUUGGGAGGGGGGGAAGGGUUUGCUGAAGGACUUUGUACUGAAUGGUAUUGGGGCUUCUGUGUUGGGUUGGGGAGAAUGCUUACCUGCUGUGUUAAUAGGUGGGUGCUGAAGAAUUG